Messenger RNA from Gigantopelta aegis, 1316 nucleotides. RefSeq lists its product as uncharacterized. The record is from RefSeq and is a predicted model, not a curated record. The coding region runs from base 171 to 938 and encodes 255 amino acids. The transcript has 5 exons. NCBI's taxonomy places the organism in Eukaryota, Metazoa, Mollusca, Gastropoda, Neomphalida, Peltospiridae.
CCAGGUCAGCCACUAGACAAGUAUUUUUUUCCUGUUAUUGGAUCUUGUCUGUGGUCAGUACAUCAUUUUCUUCUUCGUGUGAAGCUACCAUCUUCGAAAGACUUUCGGGAUAUCAUGUGACUAGUCCACACUUGUCUACAGUGUCAUGCACUGGUUCAGCUUGCUCGCUAAUGGGAUGCGUAACACGAUGCGCGUACGGUCGAUGUUUGGCCGCCAGUUUUCAUGCAGGUCGUAAGAUCUGCCAGCUCCAUAGGAAACCUAUCAGUUCGCAGGAAGUGACGUUUCAUGAAUCACCAGAGUGGGAAUAUGCACAGCUAAUUACAGACGUCGUGCUGUAUGACGACUGGAUUCUAGCUUUUCGAGCUACUGCGCACAUUAACCAAUCAGCAUACACCACAUGGAUCACCCCUGGACAUUACGACGACCACCCAGCAAUACGUCACGACGUCCCCAUUGGCUGUUCGUCGGUGAACUCCUCCCACUUCUGUGACAGACACUUCAGAAGUAAACUCAUAGACAAAUGGAACUCGUUCAACAUAGAUCAGGUCAAAGUCGUGCUCUACAAAAAUGGAGUCGCUGUGGCGAACCUGACAUUCAGCGGUACGGGGACGUCAUCUACAUCGUGGUUUUCACAAACGAAACUCAUUUCUUCAAGUUGGAAUGACAUGUCAACAUCCACCUUUAACUACUUUUCCAUGGAAGGAGAUGCUCGUCUGGUCCGAUACUGGUUCAUCUCCAACGUGUACGGCGGUUGCCCACAUGACGUAGGCUGGAUGGUGGUUCUUGAGAAGCCAACUGCUCCAUGCGAUUGGGAGAAAGCCGUCACUGCGGGAUACCCUGCCUUUCUGUAUGCUCCCACCAACCAGAAGGUCGUUUGGGACUCGAACAAUGUCGAAGAAGCAGACGUGAUGGCAGUGUUUCUAAAGAUUUUACCUUGAGACCCUUCACGCAGUUCAUGAACAUUGUUAUAAAACAUUAAAAUGUUCUCUUUGAAGUAACGUUACACAUUAUUGACGUCCUAGCAAAUAUUUAUUUAUGAUAUAAUUUAUUUACAACAGUUGUAUACAAUGGGCCAUUAUGGGUUAGUAUGGGUUAGUUAUAGCCUUGGCGACGCAUCUGUUGAUACAAAAACGCGUGUUAAUCAAGCAGCCGAUAAUCAAGCAGUCUCGACAUUCGGUCACACGCGCGUGUACACAAAUAGCCGGAGUAAAAGGUCAGAAAGAAAUGUUUUAUUUAACGACGCACUCAACACAUUUUAUUUACGGUUAUAUGGCGUCAGACAUAUGGUUAAGGACCACACAGAUUUUGAGAGGAAA